AUGUUGGGAAUCGGAAGAAAUGGAUUGAAAAAGAUUGGAAGCAGGCGAAUGUUUUCAACUGUUGUUGUCAAGACUGUGCCACAUUUGUUUUAUUUCGAGGCUUCUUCUCCGACAGCUCCAGUUAGCGCACCGCCUGCAAAUGAAUCCAAGAAAGGGAUUAGUAAAAAUAAGAGCGUUCAGUCGACGUCUAUCGAACAGAUUCGAUUACAGAAGAAAUAUGAAGAGGAUUUGCAAAAUAAUAAAACUAAUACUCUCCACGAAGUGAUUGAAACAAUUGAAUGGAGAGGUGCCGUUUAUUCUCAGACUUUGGAAAAAAUUGUUGGUUUACUAGAAAAUUCAAAUGAUUUAUCGGAUUUUUCUGAUCGUCAAUUAUCUGUUAUCCUUUCCGCGUUUGGUUCUAAGUGUGAAACGGUGUCGAAACAAAUAAAAUUGAGAUAUUUCGAGAAAGCAUUUGAGUCUCUUCAAGCAAAAUCGCCCAAUAUGGGAUUGCUUUCACACAAUGCAAUUCUCGAAGUAAUGUUGGCAAACAAUUCGCAAACUAACGCUAUAGAAGAACUAAACAAGUUCGAAGAAAUUGGAUUAGAACCGGACUCAACGAGUUUUGCAUUGAUUUGUGAAAUUUAUGCGAAACAAGGGAAUUCUAAAGCGAUUACUGAUAUUAUUCAACAUAUGAAAGAAAAUGGAGUCGCGGUUGAAGAGGAUCAUAUUGUUCAAUUGGUAUACUCUUUGGCGAAGGGUGGAAAUGAUGGUCAAGCUGAAAGAGUCGCUGAUUCAUUCGCUUCCAAAAUGAAUAUAGUCCGCCUGCGAUGUGCUGCAGCUCAAGCUAUAAUUCAAAGGGAAAAAUAUAAACCCGGACAUGGUGGAUUCGAAGUCUCAGAAAUUCUUCGAGGAAUCCCAGCUACUGCAAAACUUUUGAAAAAUGAGAAUAAUGUGUUUGUGAUCGAUUUGCUGAUUGAGUUAAUUGAAGCGGGACAAUUAGAAGCAUUCAAAUUGUUAUCGCCAUAUUUAUCGCUUUCCGAGGAUGGCCAGCAUCUUGGAGAGCAUCACAAGAAUUCGAGCGUUGUAGCACGAGCUAGGUGUAUUAUGAGCGAAGGCAAGCUUAAUGAAGCAAUUGCAUUGUAUUCUGUGGCCAAUAAAGCAUUUGCUAAUGAAUAUUUUUGCCGAGAAUUGCGUCAAAAAAUGGAGGAAAAUCUAAAAAAUGUAAACAAUGAUAAUUUUGAUCCGUAUCUGAAGACAUUAGUCCUUGCCGAGAAUCGCGGAAUUAUUAAAUGUGCCAAUCAAUUUUUGCUAACCACGAUUUCCAAUAUUGAAACGCCUGCAUUUUUGAAGAUUUUCAGUUAUAUUAAAAAUUCUGGACAACUUCGCGAAAUUUUAACACAUAAUGGUCAUGUUAAGCGGCCAUUGGCUAGGAAAUUAAGCCAUAAAAUGAUUUCUUCGUAUUCGUCGCUGGAGCAAGCGGAGAUUCUAGGAGAUAUUGCGUCCGUUUGCUUUACAUCAUCGAAUGAAGAAACGGUUCAGGAUAUUAUCUCCUAUUAUCCAAUUAUAUUUAAACUUUGCGGAAAAGACGUGAAACUUGCCAUAAAUGCUCUGAAAAGCAUUUCCGAUUAUUAUGUGAAACGAGAAUUUGCGACUGCAAUUGUUCAUCAGAUUCUCAAAACAUUUAACGAGGAUCACGUUGCUUUGGACAAGAUUUCAUCGUUUUUAGAAUCAGAUAAUGUUGAAAACCUCAACGCUAUUCGUCUUCAACCGUUGCUCACGAAGUUUCUACUGAAAAAUGAAAAUGUUGAUGAGAAAUUGAGAAUACAGAUUGUCGCAAGGAUUCUAGCCUACGAUUUUCCUAAGGAGAAUAUUCGCGUCUCGAAGCGAUUUUGUGGACGGAACGUUGCUCGAUUCUUGGCGAAUGAGAUGAUUUCAGAAGAACGAGCGUACAGAAUUGUCGCAAUAUUGGAAAAUGAGAGUCGAGUUUCCCUUACUUCUGAAGAAAUCAAGGAAGCUAAAGAAAUUCUCAAUGCGAAUCCGAAAAAGGCCGAAUUAAUUGAAAAAUUGAAAAAGAGCCAGACGAUGACAAGGUGGAGAGCAAGCUCAGUUGAAGAGCUGCUGAAAGAAAUCGAGAAUUUUAAGCAGGAUACGAAAUUAGAGGUUCUGAACGCCUUGAGGAAUGUGAUUGUCGAAAAAGCAAUGGCUGAAAGGAUUGAUGACUGUAAUUUCCUUGUGGAAAUUCUGGAAAAAAGCAAAGAAUGGAAAGAGCAUGGGAAAAUGAGCUCACAGCUAGCAUUUUCUCUACGAAAAUUAGAGAAUUUGACUCUUUUGAGAGCUUUAUCCUCUAAUAAUGAUGUACUCGCUGACCGUAUUUGGGUCAUGAGAAGUGGUCAUUUGCUAGCUGAUGUCACCUUGGCCUACGCAUCUCGAUUGUUUUUGAAUGGUCAGAUUGAAAGAGCUGACGAGGUUUGUGAGGAUUUGCGAUUGUCAUCACAGCCAAUUCGACCGAACACACUGGAGAAAAUGGGAAGAAGAUUGAAGGAUGUCGACAGCUCGAAAAUGGGAAAUUUAGCUGAUUAUUUGAAGAAACAAUUCAAUUUAAGUGCAAAGAAUUCUAGAAGAAUUGUUGCACAAGUGAAAUUAGAGAUAUUAAACAAAAUGAUUCAGAGUGGAGAUCUCGCCUCUGCUUUGAAAAUGGCAGUGGGAGAAACUAAGGAAAGUGGAAGAGCUUUUGGGCAAGUGCCACUGAUGAUCGCUGCCAUUCAACAGAACGAUCGUAAACUGUUGGAGGACGUGCAUGUUAUGGUCCGAACUGCGCACAAUCAAGAAAUGGCGAACAUCAACUUGGCAUAUUCACUCCUUGUGGCUGAUCAUGUCGAACAAGCGAAACAGCUCGUCGAACGGCAAAAUCUUGCAGCCGAGGAUAAUGUCUUACAAUAUUUUGUGACGUUGUCAUCGGCUCAUCAUAAUGCAAACGUGCUCAAAAACUUGUUUCUAGUGUUUAAUGGACGGGCGUCGACAUUGCAGCUCAAUAACUUGUUGGAGAUUUUAACGAGAAUGAUGUGGAAAAAUGGAGAUUUGGACGGACUGCGAGAAAUUGAAGCAGAAAUUGAACAAAGUUCAUUCCCAUUGCAGCAUAAACUUCGGAAAUUCUUCGAAGAUUUAACCACGUUUUCCACACUAGCCAAGGAUGAAAUUCGUGAAAUUUUACGAAUUUCAAAUACUGAUUUUAUGCACGGAUUUACCAGAUAUAAGCAGUUAAGGGAAUUUAAUGAUACUCCGGAUUGGGGUGUUGUGCGAAUGAGCAGUAUUGCAUAUUCAAAUGGGUAUCGAAAGACAGCUGAAGAAAUAUUGAAGCAACAGUUUGAAGAAGUUGGAGGAGCUCAGAUACAAGUUCGUCACAAAAAUAUUACUGAAGAACAAAUCUCUUCGGCCAUUGAACGAGUUUGUCGAAAUUCUACAAUCUCCGAAGCUUUCAAUUUCUUUGAAACGCUGAAGAAAUACAAAUAUUGUACAAAUCGCGAUGUUUAUCUCAACCUUCUUGUCAAAAAGUCUCUGGAAUCGGCAAAUUCGUGGAACGACACCGUGAAGUUGCUGCAAUCAACGAUUCGUGAUGACAAACGAGGCAAAAACAUGAAAAUGUGUGUUCUUCAGUUGCUAAAAGCUGCGCGGGAACGUGAAGAAACUGUAGAAGGUAUGUAUUCAUCGUAA
Messenger RNA from Caenorhabditis bovis, 3690 nucleotides. The record is from the annotation of a GenBank genome assembly. Lineage: Eukaryota; Metazoa; Nematoda; Chromadorea; Rhabditida; Rhabditidae.